This is a messenger RNA of Dunckerocampus dactyliophorus (ringed pipefish), 3856 nucleotides long. Its product is annotated as hypermethylated in cancer 2 protein-like. Gene Ontology annotation, molecular function: DNA-binding transcription factor activity, RNA polymerase II-specific; RNA polymerase II cis-regulatory region sequence-specific DNA binding; protein binding. Bases 1566 to 2786 code for a protein of 406 amino acids. The record is from RefSeq and is a predicted model, not a curated record. Lineage: Eukaryota; Metazoa; Chordata; Actinopteri; Syngnathiformes; Syngnathidae. The transcript is spliced from 2 exons. Gene Ontology annotation, biological process: regulation of transcription by RNA polymerase II.
AGUGGCCUCCGCAUUAAUAGAUACUGUGUCCCAAUUAAUCACCAGGUGCAUUGGGCACUUCAGUGAAUAAAUAAAUGCCACACCACAAAUACACAGCUGUUUUUUCCCCCUUAUGAAAAAAACAGGUGAUGCCAAUAGAUUUUUAAAAUUUGGUGAUGGUGAUUAUCAUUACUAUGAUUGAUACCACAACACACGUGGGGUCUGUAAAGCUGAAGUUUACUGUGGACAUUUAAGUGCUAUUGCAGUUUGGGGACUGGGAAAACACAAAUGCACUUUGCACAAUAUAAGGAAAUACAAUGUUUAAAGAUAGAUAGAUUUAUUAGUUUUUUAGGUAGGGGUGUAAAUGUGGUGUCAAUCAAGGACAGGCACAAAAUGACUUAUUGACACACAGGAUUACAGUCUUAAUAAAUUCUAUUACAAUUUUGUAAUUCACUGUAAUUUGGAGAAAAUGAGUUCAUGCCAAUCACAAAAUCAUGCCAAAACUAUAAAUGCAUGGAUUUAGAAGACCACAAUGUAUCCUACACGGCAUUCUCCUAUUAUAGUUGAUUGUGUGGUGUGUGGCGUAAAAGUUGUUAAACUAAACAAUCAGGUUGCAAUCACAGCUCAUCCCAUAUGAUGUGCACGUCUUUUCAAUGACAUUGACGCCAUGAUCCAAACGGAAGAAAGAGAUGCCAUUUUGGCCGAUGUGGAGAUCUCCAAUAAUGAGACUCCAUACACGACUAUGAAGUGUGCUGUCUUUGGCAGACGUGGUAGACGUGGCAGACAGGUCUGUGAAUCAGGUGUACCUAAUACGCUGUCACAUUGUUUUCCAGGCAGAUAUCUUACCACCAAUUACACACACUGGGCAUGACUUUAGGGAGUCUAUGUUUGCUAAUGCAUGAUAGUUCUGUAUUUCCAUUGGUCAGAUGCCACGGAAAGUGUACUUGUGGUCCGUAAAGAGUAGGACUGAAUGUUACUACCGUAAUAGCAGAGCACUGUGUGGAUUAAGAGGCGUGACAAGCACGUGUUGUGUAGGGGUGGAGAGAGGACUUGCCAUGGGGAUUUUCAAGAUUUUUCUUUGUAGAUUUUAAACAGAAUAGAUGUUCCCGUGUGUGUGUGUGUGUGUACUGUAUAUGUUAAAACCAUGCUGCAGUGAUUGUCCCUCAAUCAACACACAAACUUCCUGUGUCUAACACAUGUACAGUAGCUCUGUCUGCCACAAGUCUAUGCCCGGUGCUUGGCACCAGUAGUGGACUCUCCAAAUUGGGCCAUAGAGACUGUGACACUUGAGGCCAGCUCUCCCUAUAAGCACCUGUUCCUCCACGUCACAUCAAGGUUCCAAUACGAAAUUGUGUGUGAUGGUUUUCCAAGGGGGACCAUUUGCGUAGCUAGUGCAGUGACUAUAUAUUCUCCAUGAUGGUUCGUACCUCCAUUCAAGUGCAGGCAAGAACUGACUGUGCACACACAGGUAUUCUGCUGUUCUUCCAGAUUAACAUGAAGGUAAGAGAAAUACCUUUUUUUUGUUGUUGUUUUUUUUUAAGCAAUAAUUUUUCACCGUUUUCUACUUGUAUUUAUGCUUAUGUCUUAUGGUGCUCAUUCAGCACAGUGCUUUGUUUAAUUCUAUACACUAUUCUCUUUCUGUGUGCAUGAAGGGCAUCAGUAGCCAUGCGUCUUCACUGUUGGCACGUCUGAACCACCAACGACAACAAGCUCACUUGUGUGACUGUGUGCUCAGACAGAGACAGGAGCCAGGCCAACUCUACCCAGCACACAAGUGUGUUCUGGCCGCCUCCAGUCCGGUUUUAGAUGCUAUGCUGUCCUCUACUGGUUCUUUACUAGAACUGCAGGAUCCUUGCCUGGCUGACUUUGUCCUGCCGCUGGUUUUGGACUACAUUUACACUGGGGCUCUUCCUAUCACUCUGAGUUGGCAACAGAAUGACAGUCUACUUGCUGCUGCACGCCUCUUAGAGAUGGCGGACCUGCAGGAGGUUCUAAUGAACAGUCCACAAGUGGGAAUGGAUGAUGUAACGAGACUCCCUGAAGACCCUUUUGUGACUUGUGGAAGUCAUGAUGAUGACGAUGAUUCAGUGUGCAUCCCUAGGUUGUGUGGAAUUGAUGGCGGACCACGAAUGCUUUAUUCUUUGUCCAGUCAAGAAGAGCUAGUGAGGAAAGAGUGUAUGACCAAUAUGGACCACAGUCCUCCUUCAUCCUCCACUCACUGCUGUGAGUCGGUCAUACGUCACAUCAGCAGAGCCACUACAUCCCCCAGAAGAACUGUGGAGCUACCUCCUGCAUGUGAAACUGCGGAGAAGUCAUAUCACUGCCUGUCUCCACACAGGGACGCGCAGGUCCCACACGACUUGGGCCUUCAUCGUGUCUCUUCCAGUCAUUCAGAGCGGUCCAGCGAUGAAGAGGAGGACGUUGGCAGCAAACCUGCCAAGAUGCUGGUGCAAGAACAGGAGCAUGUUGAUGAAGAAGCUGCACUAAGACACAAUGAUAAGUGUCCUGUGGUGAACACAGAGGCGCACCAAAAUCCCAGUGUGUCACGUGACCAGGUUCAAGCAUCUUCUUCUACAUUUGGACCAGGCGGUCGUCCAUUCCAGUGCUUCCUGUGCACACGCUCCUUCAGCCAGCGAGGCACCUUGAACAGACACAUGCGCUCUCACCUCGGGGUGCGACCUUUCCGCUGCCCCCGCUGCCCUAUGACCUUUUCGCGCCAGUACCGCGUCACGGAGCAUAUGCGUGUGCACGAGCGCUGCAGUGACGUCAGGGAUGGCUUGAGAAAUCCACCCGUCUCUUUGAUUUGAGGUAGCUCAAUGGAGGCUAUCUGGACCUUGAUGCCUUUCCGUCCUGCUCGUCACAUUGUAUGCAGAAUUAAUCACACAACGCAAACAAAUUAUUCAGACCGAUACCGUAAAUGCGCCAAUUAACCACCAAGUCUCCUUUAGUUGUCCACAAAAAGCCAGGGUCUCUAAUUAGCAUUGCUAUUAACAGCUGUGGCUGUAGGUGACCCCCACAAGACAACAGUAAGUGCAUUUGAAGUAUCACGAGUGGUCAUCGUCCACCAGCUUUAUCUAGCUCUGCGUGUGCUUUAAAAUGUUGGCUGCACUACUCAGCUGUUAGUGUGAAACUCAUGCAUGUUACACUUGAUUGACUUCAUUGCCGCUAAUGAACUCAUUAGCGGCAUUAAUGCUGGGUGAGCGGUUUGCUCCUUAUUGCUAUUACAACAUUGGUUCUAUUGCUGCUCUGUUGUGCAAUAUACUGUGGUGUGAAAAAGUGUUUGCCCCCUACCUGACUUGUUAUAUCUUUUUGCAUGUUUGUCACAUGUAUAUGUUUCAGAUCAUCAAACAAAUUUAAAUAGUCAGUGACAACACAUCUAAACAGAAAUGCAGUUUUUAAAUGAAACUUUUUAUUAUUAAGGGAGGGAUAACAUCCAAACCUACAUGGCCUUGUAUGAAAAAGUGAUUGCUUCCUAAACCUAAUAACUGGUUGGGCCACCCUUAGCAGCAACAACUGCAAUCAAGCAUUUAAGAUAACUUGCAGUGAGUCUCAGACAUGACUCUCACUCAUCUUUGCAGAAUUGUUGUAAUUCAGCCACAUUAGAGGGUUUUCCAGCAUGAAGCGCCUUUUUAAGUUCAUUCCACAGCAUCUCAGUAAGAUUGAGAUCAGGACUGAUGAUUGGAUGAUUGUCCUACUGCAGGACCCAAGUUCAUCUCAGCUUGAGGUCACAAACAGAUUCUCCUUCAGGAUUUGGUGGUAAACAGAAUAUUUCAUGGUUCCAAAUAUCACAGGAAGUCUUCCAGACCCUGAAGCAGCAAAACAGCCUCAGACCAUCACACUACCACCACCAUAUUUUACUGUUGGUAUGUUAUUUUUC